Erinaceus europaeus (western European hedgehog) is the source of this 2228-nucleotide messenger RNA. Its product is annotated as cilia- and flagella-associated protein 65-like. The transcript has 11 exons. The record is from RefSeq and is a predicted model, not a curated record. NCBI's taxonomy places the organism in Eukaryota, Metazoa, Chordata, Mammalia, Eulipotyphla, Erinaceidae. The coding region runs from base 117 to 2213 and encodes 698 amino acids.
UGUGCUGUGCGUCCCGUCUCCAUGGGGACGACAACGUGGCGGCUGCGUGAGUUCCGAGCGUUGGUCUCAAGGACCCUGGGAGCGGCUGGAGUGACUGGGAAGGUGCCCAGACGAUCAUGCAGAGUGCCGUCAGCUCUGCCUCGAGGCCCCAGGACAGCAAGGAAUGGGUCAUGUACUCCGCCUCAUUCCUGAGUGCCAGCACCAUGGUCGUGCCCACCAUCACUGGCAACAGCACGGCCAUGAGCGCCUGCAGCAACAGCAAUGGCAGCUCCUGCUCUGCCUGUCCUGAGGUCACCAACAAAUGCUUCCCAGUGAAAACUGAGAGAGUGAAGAAGAAGGUCUUCUGGGGCAUCAAGGUGCCAGAGCUGCUGAAGUGGAAAGGCUGGCAUCUGGGGAUGGAGGUCAGCAAGAACCUGGUUCUGAAAAAUCUGUCCUUGAGCACCCAAAAGAUCAAAUACAGACCCCCCAAGACCAAGUUCUUCUUCACAGUCAUCCCUCAACCCAUCUUCCUAAGCCCAGGCAUAACCUUCACGCUCCCCAUCAUCUUCCGGCCACUGGAAAAGAAGGAAUAUGCUGACCAGCUGUGGUUUGAGAAGGAGGAGGGGGCAUUCUGUGUGGACCUGAGGGCCACCCUGCCCUGUCACACACUGAGCUGCCCUCAGUCCCUGCAGCUGCCUGCAUGCGCGGUGGGAGACCUGACAGAAGCCUGGUUCUGCCUGGACAACGUGGGGGAACUGCCCACCUUCUUCACCUGGGAGACCUCCAGCCCCUUCCAGAUGCUGCCCUCUACAGGGCUGCUGGAGCCCAGCCAGUCCUGCCGGGUCAAGGUCACCUUCCAGCCUACAGAGGCCGGCAUCCUGGAGGUCCAGGCCACGUGCUGGUAUGGAGAGGACAGCAAGCAGAGAAGCAGCCUGGAGCUGCGGGCUGUGGCCAAGUGUGCUCAGCUGCUGGUGAGGAUGAAGAAGAAACGCCCUGAGGACCAGGACGCGGAGGGUGCCCCCAAACUGCUGCACUUCGGCCGGGUCCCCGUGGGCCACACCACAGUGCGGCAAAUCCAGCUGUACAACCCCACGUCGGUGAGCACCUCCUUCAGGAUCGAAAUGGCCCCCGACGUGCUGGCAGGAGACCGGACCUUCUGGUGCCCCACAGAGCAGGGCACCGUGUGCGCAGGGGAGACCAAAGCCCUGUCCGUCUUCUUCCGCCCAGAAUCACUAGACGCCCGCACCAUGGACUACCUGACCGUCAUGCCGUGUGGCCCUGCCUCGCAGACCCUGCUCAAACUCGUUGGUUUCUCCACAGGUCCCGCUGUGACCCUCCAGCGCUCCUGUGUCAACUUUGGCUGUGUCAACCUGGGCAAGCGCUCGGAGCAGCCACUGUGGAUAGAGAACCAGUCAGACAGUGUGGCCGCCUUCCAGUUUGCCCUGGACUGGCAGGAGAGCGUGUUCAGCAUCAGCCCAGCCUCAGGGAUGCUGGGGGCCAGGACGCGUCUCACCCUGUACUGUGCCUUCCGGCCUUGUCACCCGAUCAUCUACUUCCUGCGGGUGGCCUGUCUGCUCCACCACCAGGAGCCAGUGUUCCUGGACCUGAUGGGGACCUGCCACUCGGACAGCACCAGGCCUGCCCUCCUGCGGCCUCAGCACCUGACCUGGUACCGCACGCACCUGGCCCGGGGGCUGAGUCUCCAUCCCCCUGACGUCCUGGCCAUCAUGCUGAAGGAGAAGAAGCUGGAGCAAGACAAGGAUGGGGCCCUCAUGAUUGCUGCCGAGGACGCAGAGGACACACCAGCCCUGCAGUACCCUCUCAUCCCCCCCAUGGCCGAGUACUUCUUCGACGGCACAGCUGACCUGACCAUCUUCCCCCCGCCUGUCAGUGUUGAGCCUGGGGAGGUGGAUUUUGGUGACUGCUCAGGGUCCGAGUGCCCCAACCCAGUCCCCCUCUGCCUGACGAAUCACACCAAGGGCAAGAUCACCGUGGUCUGGACAUGCAGGGAUGGCUGUCCCUUCUGGGUGACCCCCCAGACCUGUGAUGUGCCCCCACUCAAGUCUACCGCUCUACGCCUGCACUUCCAGCCACCCCACCGCAAUGGCCUCUUCUCCUCCCAGCUUGAGGCCUUCGCCCUCUACAAGGUGCAUGAGAGUGGGGAGAUGGGCGGGCGGCUGCCUGGGCACUGGCUGGCAGUGGGUGAGGCUGGAGGGGUGGUCAAAGGUGCCUGAGGACUCGAGCUCUCA